UACACCCCUCCUCUUUAUGAUGGUGCUGUUACGCACCACUAUAAUAAGCAGAGACGUGAUUUUCUGGGGCGAAUCCCUGCCGACGUCACUCCCAGUCCUAUAUAAAUAUCCUGAGCAGCGACUGUGAUCAGACUCAAACAAAACCGAUUUUUCGGCUACAACAACCCUUGAAACAAAGGAUUAUUGGAUUCCCUUCCCUGAAUUUUAUUCCCACCACCGGAUCUUCGGCAAGCAAAAUGACUUUGAACAAGGGUGACAAAAUGCGGAACAUGGACAAGAGAAGAGGAAGCAUGCCGUUUCCAAUGAAUUUACCAAACCUCCACAGGAGAAGCAUGCCAGUAGACGACCGGGAUCUGCGCGCCACGAUGCCACAGACUGGGCAGACUGACGACCUGUCCAACCUCCUGCGCUGCACGUCCUACUCCCCGAGCGAGCAGCACCGGGGCAGCUACGCAUCGGACUCCUCCGACUCUGUGAUCUCCACCGGCAGCGAGACGGAGUCCCAGAUCUACAAAGUGGUUCUCCUUGGGGAGCACGGAGUCGGCAAGUCCAGUUUGGCGCGCGUCUUUGGAGGAGUGGAGGAUGCUGGUCACGACUGCGAGGAAGCAGGAAAUACCUAUGACAGAUCUAUGGUGGUAGAUGAUGAAGAUUCAUCCAUUGUGUUGUAUGACAUUUGGGAACAGGAUAACAGUCAGUGGCUGAAGGACCAGUGUAUGAGGAUGGGAGACGCCUACAUCAUCGUGUAUUCAGUGACAGACAAAGCAAGCUUUGAGAAGGCGUCAGAGCUGCGUAUUCAGCUGCGCCGAGCGAGGCAGUCAGAAAACAUUCCCAUAAUCCUUGUGGGCAACAAGAGUGACCUGGUGCGAUCCAGAGAGGUGUCUGUAGAUGAGGGGAGCGCCUGUGCAGUGGUAUUCGACUGCAAAUUCAUCGAGACAUCUGCAUCCCUUCACCACAAUGUGCAGGACCUUUUCGAGGGCAUCGUCAGACAGAUCCGCUUGAGGAAAGACAGCAAGGAGGAGAACGCCAGACGCAUGGCCAACUGCAGACGCAGAGAGAGCAUCGGCAAGAAGGCCAAGAGGUUUCUGGGACGCAUGGUUGCACGCAAGAACAAGAAGAUGGCUUUUAGGCAAAAGUCAAAGUCCUGCCAUGACCUUACAGUUCUCUGAGGAACACAUGGGACUGACAGACAUUUUUCUUUGGCCUCUGAAGACCAGACGCUGUGUGUGUUUCAACACUAACCCUAAAGGACUAAUAGAGCUGUACAGAAAUAUAUUUUUAUUUUUAGACACCAAGCAAAAGAGGACUUAAAUAAUAAAAAUGACGACAUUCAAGUCAUA
Molecule: messenger RNA, 1337 nt
Organism: Eleginops maclovinus (Patagonian blennie)
Lineage: Eukaryota; Metazoa; Chordata; Actinopteri; Perciformes; Eleginopidae
Gene: rrad
Product: Ras-related associated with diabetes
Exons: 5
Coding region: 237-1166 (309 amino acids)
Biological process (GO): negative regulation of high voltage-gated calcium channel activity
Cellular component (GO): plasma membrane
Molecular function (GO): GTP binding; calcium channel regulator activity; GTPase activity
Source: RefSeq, a predicted model, not a curated record